CAUGGUCUGAGGCAGAUGCCUCACCUGUCAGCCGCGCGGGCUCCUGCACUUGGCUCUCGCCACUCGGCACUCGUCAGGCUGGGGCGGAGGCGGCCGGGUCACCAUGAUACAUUUCAUAUUGCUCUUCAGUCGACAAGGGAAAUUACGGCUGCAGAAAUGGUACACAACUCUCCCUGACAAGGAAAGGAAGAAGAUCACCCGGGAGAUUGUUCAGAUUGUGCUCUCUCGUGGUCAGAGGAUGAGCAGUUUUAUUGACUGGAAGGAGCUAAAACUUGUUUAUAAAAGGUAUGCUAGCUUAUACUUUUGCUGUGCAGUAGAAAGUCAGGACAAUGAGCUCUUGACACUAGAGAUUGUGCAUCGUUAUGUGGAGUUGCUGGACAAGUACUUUGGAAAUGUCUGUGAACUGGAUAUUAUCUUUAAUUUUGAAAAGGCUUAUUUUAUCCUGGAUGAAUUUAUAAUAGGUGGAGAAAUUCAGGAAACGUCCAAGAAAUCUGCUGUCAAAGCCAUUGAAGAUUCUGAUAUGUUACAGGAGACCCUGGAAGAGUACAUGAACAAGCCGACGUUUUGACUGUGCACCUUCUUGAAGUCUCUGAGUGCUGCAUGCUCUGGCCUUACAAAGAAGCAACGCCCCGCCUCCAGUCAUUGGACAGAGCCUCCAGCACCAUGCCAAAAAUAACUUAAAAGGGAUUUUUUGUUAACUAGCAAAAUUUAAAGUUGUUUAACAUAUUUAUCAUUAUUACACUGCCUGUAUUAUACUGUAUAUGACUACUUAUUGUAGCUCUGGAUGUUCACACAACAGCCUCAUGACUCAGUAGACUGAACAUUUGUUUGCAAUGUGUUAACUCCAUGUAAUUUUUCUAAGCUAAUUUAAAUACAUUUAUUGUGGUACUUUUUUUUGCUCCAUUUGGUCCUCUACUGACAGGCUGAGAACUGUAUUGUAAUAAUCCGUGCUUUAGCAUGUAAAGUAGCAAUACUUUUUCUAAAGAUUUAGCUUUUAAAACUGUCUGAUUGGUAAUUCAAAAUUAUGUUAAUGGUUCAGAGUUCAUAUGUAAUGCUAGACAUUUUUUUAAAAAAUAUAUAUGAUUUUAUUGAUUUUAGAGAGAGAAGAAGGGAGAGGGGAGAGAGAGUGAGAAACAUGGAUUGACUGCCUCCUGCACGGCCCCCAUAGGGGAUCGAGUCCCCAACCUGGACAUUGAGCCUCCAACUGGGGCAGGUGAUGUGACUGGGAAUAAAAAUGGCAACCUUUUGGAGCACGGGACAAUGCCCAACAAACUGAGCCAUACCGGCCAGGGCAGUGCUGGACAUUUUAAAUACACUUGAUAAUAAUGAAAUUUCAGCCCAGAUACAAUGUAUCUGCUUUUAAUGUCCUGAACUUAUUUAUUUUUCAGGGUUGGAAUGAAGGAAAAGAACCAAAGAUAGUAUAAGAACCAAAGAUAGUUGUGUUUUUGAGGCCUUGGAAGCUGCUCUCUUGGCUGAGGUUUUAAUUUCACCUUUUAAUUUAAUAUAAGGGAUAGUAUAAUGAGGUCAUGUUUUCUACAAACUCUAUAUAUUGAUUAAGGUUUUUAGACAUCUGGAGAUACAGUGUCUAUGACUUACUUCCCUUAUUAUAAAAAUAGUAUAAUAGAGGAAAAUAACAAUAGUAAUAAUUGUUAUUAUUAUUACUAUUUUAAUGAUCUUUAUGUUACAAAGCACUCUUAGUUGCUGGAGAGAUUUUGUUUUAACUAUGUUUUAAGGUAUUUUUAAGAUAUUUGAAGACUUACUGUUUAUUAGGCUUACUUAAAGCAUUUGAUACAGGGUGGGAAAAGUACGUUUACCGUUGUUCAUAUGGAAAGUGAUAUAAUUAUCUAUAAUAAUAAAAGCAUAAUAUGUUAAUUAGACCUGACGGCCAAACAGCAGGACGACCUUCCAGGCGAAGCCGGGGCUACCACAGCCGAGGCAGCCACCUGGGUUGCAAGGGCCAAGCCCCUCUAGUUAAUAAAUGAUAAUAAAGUAAUAAACUCUGUUUCUCAUAUUCACAACUGUAACUCCUACUUUUGCCCCACCCUGUAUUGUUGCUGUAUGGUAGAUGCCUUUUCUCCUCUUUUCUUUCCUCACCCCCGAAGAAAAUAUUUGCUGCUGACCAUCAUUAUUGUGAAUAUGUCACAUUCAUGCUUUCUGGAAUGAAAGUUCUAUAUAACCAGGUAGUGAAUGUGAUCAGACCUUGUAUGGAAAUAGCUUGCAAUGCUUUUAUCCUAGUGCCCACUUCUGAUGUCUUACCUGUGCAUUUUCAAUGUUAGUGCUGAGGUCUGAUAUCAUUCACACUGCAGUGGGUAGGGAGUGCUUUUUCUAAGAGUGUGCCUGCUAUUGGAUCCUCUAGAUCCCAUAGGGUAGACCUUUAGAGACCAUGAGGGAAAAAUGUUCUCAUUGAGUAAUCUUGGCAGAGAUGUUUAGGAAAGAAUGGCAAGACAGCAGUACAGAAGCAAAAAUGGACCAGUUCCUCAAUAUAACUAUCAUUAAAUGGAAAUAACUCAGAUUAGCGUAUGAAGUAAUUAUUGGGCUUUCAAUAUCUAACAUUUCCUCAGUUAAUCAUGUAAUUACAAUGAUGGCAUCAGAUUGAAGUUUAUAAUUUCUGAUCACUUUGUUUACCUAAGUUCUUCAGUUUGUGAUUUUGCUUUCAUUGUUAUUAUAUGGUGGAAUCCUAUUUUUUUAAAACAGUUUUGUAAAGAUGGACUUUGAACCUCAUUUUUAAAUACAUGGACAAAGUAGGGCCACUGCCCAGAAUUUCUGUUUCAUAUUAAAAUACAGAUUAGAGACUACCUAGCUAUAGAUGGGGCUCCUUAGGCUUUAUGUCAGCAUCACACAUAGAAAAUGAACAUAACAAUAUGGCACGCUGGGGUAAAUUUGAGGGAUUUUGGAGACAUCUUACAUGAGCCUUGGUGAAAAUAAUCCUUAUGUUUUCUUUGUAAUGUAUAAUUAUAAUAAAACUAC
Molecule: messenger RNA, 2967 nt
Organism: Eptesicus fuscus (big brown bat)
Lineage: Eukaryota; Metazoa; Chordata; Mammalia; Chiroptera; Vespertilionidae
Gene: AP1S3
Product: adaptor related protein complex 1 subunit sigma 3
Exons: 5
Coding region: 104-568 (154 amino acids)
Biological process (GO): intracellular protein transport; vesicle-mediated transport
Cellular component (GO): AP-1 adaptor complex; intracellular membrane-bounded organelle; membrane coat
Molecular function (GO): clathrin-cargo adaptor activity
Source: RefSeq, a predicted model, not a curated record